Messenger RNA from Microplitis demolitor, 1885 nucleotides. It is a transcript of the gene trsn, whose product is annotated as translin. The record is from RefSeq and is a predicted model, not a curated record. The transcript is spliced from 6 exons. Gene Ontology annotation, cellular component: cytoplasm; nucleus. Gene Ontology annotation, molecular function: single-stranded DNA binding; RNA binding; sequence-specific DNA binding. The coding region runs from base 905 to 1603 and encodes 232 amino acids. Gene Ontology annotation, biological process: RNA metabolic process. Lineage: Eukaryota; Metazoa; Arthropoda; Insecta; Hymenoptera; Braconidae.
UUUCAUCACCAAUCCGCCGAAUAGUAGAACAAUUGAAAAAUUCCUAAUACAAGUAUUUUUAUGGCCAAAAGUAGGUACAGCUCUACUUCUAGACCAUUACCAAUAUGUUAUAAAUUUUUCUUAAGAAUAUUUUGUCGUGCGGUUAUUUUGUCUGUGGAUAUGUAGUCGUAGCACUAUUUUACUUUUCUGCCUUGGUGUGUAGUGUGCUAUUACUUAAAAAAAGUAAACUACAUAUAAAGCAUUUCAUGUCAAAUUUCAUUGUUUGAUAUGUUGUAGUACCCAUCAAAAAACACUUCCUGACAAGGUUUGAAAUUUUUUCGAAAAAACUCAAAUUUAAUUGGCAAAAACGGUAAAAAUUUUCGAUUUUUCAAAAGUUCUCGACAGUAUGAAAGUUCAAAAAAAGUUGAAAAUUUUCCUUAAAUUCCAAAAUUCAACCGGUCCAACACUUUUUUUUGCACGGAUACAAAAACUUUAUGUCUAUUUAAAAUAUUUUCGUGAUAAUCAAGCAGAAGAAUAAAUUUUUUACAUACAAAAUUUGAAUAAAAAGUACUCUAUAUUUCAUUACAUUUUUCACAUACAAAAUUUGAUAUAAAAUAUAUAUUACCAAAAGAUAAAAUUUAUUUUUAAAACAUUUGGAAUUUUAAAUAACACAUAUUAAAAAAGUAGUAAAAUAUGGUCCAAGUUUUUUUAAUACUACCACGUUUACAUUUUGAAUUGCUGUUACGCUUGCGCACAAUUUUAAUGCGAAUUCUAACCUGCAAAUUUAAAAGCACUUACAAAACUAACAAUCUCGGUAAAUUUUCAUGCAUACCUGCGUGCUAUGAAAAGUAUUUGUUAUUAAAAAAAUAACACACAGAAUUAAAUAAUAACAUUGAUAACUAUAUUAAAACAUAAAUAAAUAACAAUGGCAGAAGUUGCAAGAAUAUUUAAUUCAUUUCAAGAUUAUUUAAACUAUGAACAAGAAUUACGUGAGGAAAUACGUGUUAUCGUAAGAAAACUCGAAAAGUGUUCUCGAGAUAUUUUGAUGGUUUUACAAAAUAUCCACAAUGAAAAUCCAAUGGAAGAAGACAUUAUUGUAUCACAGUAUUGUGCAAAAGCAAGAGAACAUUUUGAAACUGUUCGUCAGUAUUAUGGUGAAUUAGAAAAAUUGGUUCCAAAUGAUCAAUAUUAUCGAUUUCAUGAUCAAUGGCGUUAUGUUACACAAAGAUUAUGUUUUCUAGUAUCUUUAAUCAUUUAUCUAGAGGUCAAAACACUUGUUACCAAAGAGACAGUAGCUGAGUUUCUUGGAAUCAAAAGCAACCGUGAAGAAGGUUUUCAUUUAGAUAUCGAAGAAUUUCUUAUGGGUCUACUUGAAUUAUCUGCUGAAUUAACACGUUUUGCAGUAAACAGUGUAACAUGUGGUGAUUACAAUCGACCAAUUGAGAUCGCUCGUUUUGUAAAUGAGUUGAAUGCUGGUUUUCGAUUGUUAAAUUUAAAGAACGACAAUUUAAGAAAACGUUUCGAUGCUUUGAAGUAUGACGUCAAGAAAAUUGAAGAAGUCGUUUAUGAUUUAAGUAUUCGGGGAUUGAAGCCAACUGGUCAACCAACUCCACAGGUUCAAUAAGUUAAAAACUGUUCAUUACAUCGUUCUAUUUUUCCAUAUUUUUCUUUACUUAAUAACUUUCUUAUAUUAUAUUAAUAUUUAUAUUACAAAAAUUUAAUGAAAUUUAAUUUCUUAUAAUUAUUUAAUUUAAAAAAAAAAAAACAGAUGAUAAGAUCAUUACUUCAUUUCAACUAUACUUUUUACUUUUUCAUAAGUAAUAUAAAUAUUUAAGUAUAUAAUACUGAUAAAAUAAGUGAUACAAUAUUUGAUACAUUAAUAAAAAAUAAAAUUAAUAUUCAAUAA